Messenger RNA from Quercus lobata, 1089 nucleotides. RefSeq names its product probable LRR receptor-like serine/threonine-protein kinase At3g47570. The record is from RefSeq and is a predicted model, not a curated record. The transcript has 4 exons. The coding region runs from base 1 to 1089 and encodes 362 amino acids. Gene Ontology annotation, molecular function: ATP binding; protein binding. Lineage: Eukaryota; Viridiplantae; Streptophyta; Magnoliopsida; Fagales; Fagaceae.
AUGAAUCAUUUUCGCAUUAGCAACAACAAUCUUGGAAAUGGGGGAGAAAAUGACUUGGGUUUCCUUUGCUCCUUGACAAAUGACACCUAUCUAACUUCUUUGCAUGUAAAUGGAAAUAACUUUGGUGGAGAGUUACCCAAGUGCAUUGGCAAUCUCUCAACUACUCUCAUCUUAUUGUUUUUGGAUGAUAAUGUACUAUCUGGAAAGAUUCCUAUUGAAAUGGGAAAUUUGAUUAACUUGGAGGAACUCCAUAUGUGGCAGAACAAUUUAUCAGGUAAUAUUCCAUCUGAAAUUGGAAUGCUUCAAAAAUUACAAUUUUUGGCAUUAAAUAAUAACAAUUUCUAUGGGAAAAUUCCCUCUAAAAUUGGAAAGCUUCAGAAGUUACAACUUUUGGCAUUUAAUACAAACAAUUUCUAUGGGAACAUUCCAUCCUCUGUUGGAAAUUUAACAUUCUUGACAUAUAGUCUUGGAAGCUGCGUAAAGUUGGAAUAUCUAUACAUGGAAAGCAAUCUCUUCCAAGGGACCAUUCCUCCAUCUUUUGAAUCAUUAAGAGGUCUUCAACUUCUAGAUCUUUCAAAUAAUAAUUUGAUUGGCCAAAUUCCUAAAUUUUUGGAGGUCUUUGACUACUUGGAAUAUCUGAAUCUAUCUUACAACAAUUUUGAGGGAGAGGUGCCAACAGACGGAGUUUUCAAGAACACAAGUGCAACUUUCCUUGAGGAAAAUAGUCAGCUAUGUGGGGGAAUACUGGAGAAGAAAAGAAAAGAUAACACCUUAAGUGACUCAGGGAAUUUGCAUUUGAAUCUAUCUUACCAAAGUCUCCUGAAUGCAACCAAUGGGUUUUCUUCUACCAAUUUAAUUGGUGUGGGUAGCUUUGGAUCUGUGUAUAAAGGAAUUCUUGAUCAAGGUAGACAAACAGAUAUUGUGGCUAUUAAGGUGCUUACAUCAUGUUCUGGCAUUGACUAUCAAGGUCACAAUUUUAAAGCUUUGGUAUACAAGUUCAUGGAAAAUGUAAACCUUGAUGAAUGGCUACAUCCAACUUCAGGAAUGGAUGAGGCUGUUGAGGAACCAAAGAAUUUGAGUCUUCUUUAA